Molecule: messenger RNA, 3903 nt
Organism: Elephantulus edwardii (Cape elephant shrew)
Lineage: Eukaryota; Metazoa; Chordata; Mammalia; Macroscelidea; Macroscelididae
Gene: ZC3H4
Product: zinc finger CCCH-type containing 4
Exons: 14
Coding region: 1-3903 (1300 amino acids)
Biological process (GO): negative regulation of DNA-templated transcription
Cellular component (GO): nucleus
Molecular function (GO): metal ion binding; RNA binding
Source: RefSeq, a predicted model, not a curated record
AUGGAGGCCGCGCCCGGGACCCCCCCGCCGCCGCCAUCAGAGUCGCCGCCGCCGCCAUCGCCGCCGCCGCCAUCAACGCCUUCGCCUCCUCCGUGUUCCCCCGACGCCCGCCCGGCCACCCCGCACCUCCUCCACCACCGCCUCCCGCUCCCUGACGACAGGGAGGAUGGUGAACUGGAAGAAGGUGAACUUGAAGACGAUGGGGCCGAAGAGACCCAGGACACCUCUGGGGGGCCAGAGCGGAGCCGGAAAGACAAGGGGGAGAAGCACCAUAGUGACUCAGAUGAGGAGAAGGCCCACCGGCGGCUGAAACGCAAGCGGAAGAAAGAGCGGGAGAAGGAGAAGAGGCGAUCAAAGAAGAGGAGGAAAUCCAAGCACAAACGCCACGCUUCGUCCAGUGAUGACUUCUCCGACUUCUCUGAUGACUCGGACUUCAGCCCCAGCGAGAAGGGGCACCGGAAGUACCGGGAGUACAGCCCACCCCCCUAUGUACCGUCCCACCAGCAAUAUGGCUCGUCUCACCCCCCAUCCCUGCCCAAGAAAUCCUACUCCAAGCUGGACAGCAAGGGCUAUGGCCUGUACGAGGACUACGAGAACGAGCAGUAUGGAGAGUAUGAGGGGGACGAGGAGGAGGACCUGGGCAAAGAGGAUUACGAUGACUUCACCAAAGAACUCAACCAGUACCGGCGUGCCAAGGAGGGCAGCGGCCGGGGCCGAGGCAGCCGAGGCCGUGGCCGAGGCUAUAGGGGCCGAGGAAGCCGUGGAGGGUCUCGAGGUCGAGUCAUGGGCCGGGGCGGCCGAGGCCGGGGCCGGGGCGUGGGAGACCACCCGGAGGAUGAGGAGGACUUCUACGAUGAGGAGAUGGAGUAUGGAGACAAUGAGGAGCCGAUGGGAGAGGACGAUUAUGACGAGUACUCCAAGGAGCUGAACCAGUACCGCAGGUCCAAGGACGGCCGAGGACGAGGUUUGAGUCGAGGCCGAGGCCGGGGCUCCCGAGGCCGAGGCAAAGGGAUGGGCCGGGGCCGCGGCCGUGGAGGGAGCCGUGGAGGACUUAAUAAGGGCAUGGAUGACGACGACUACUACGACGAGGACAUGGGCGACAGCGGUGGGGGUAACUACCGACGGAGCGACCAUGACAAGCCCCACCAGCAGUCGGACAAGAAAGGCAAAGUCAUCUGCAAGUACUUCGUGGAAGGGCGCUGCACAUGGGGAGAUCACUGCAAUUUCAGCCAUGACAUUGAACUACCAAAGAAGCGAGAACUCUGCAAGUUUUACAUCACUGGUUUCUGCGCCCGUGCUGAGAACUGCCCCUACAUGCAUGGUGAUUUCCCAUGUAAGCUCUACCACACGACAGGGAACUGCAUCAACGGGGACGACUGUAUGUUCUCCCACGACCCGCUCACAGAGGAGACCAGGGAACUCCUGGACAAGAUGCUGGCUGAUGACGCAGAAGCCGGUGCUGAGGAUGAAAAGGAGGUUGAGGAACUGAAGAAGCAGGGCAUCAACCCCCUGCCCAAGCCACCACCUGGUGUGGGCCUCCUGCCCACUCCACCUCGCCCCCCGGGCCCCCCAGCCCCGACCUCUCCCAACGGCAGGCCCAUGCAGGGGGGCCCCCCGCCCCCACCUCCACCCCCACCACCUGGGCCGCCUCAAAUGCCCAUGCCUGUGCACGAGCCACUGUCCCCGCAGCAGAUGCCCCAGCAGCAGAACAUGUAUAACAAGAAGAUCCCCUCCUUGUUUGAGAUUGAAGUCCGGCCCACAGGGCAGCUGGCAGAGAAGCUGGGCGUGAGGUUCCCUGGACCUGGUGCACCCCAAGGACCUAUGGGCCCUGGGCCUAACAUGGGACCCCCUGGACCAAUGGGGGGACCAAUGCACCCUGACAUGCACCCAGAGAUGCAUACAGACAUGCACCCAGAGAUGCAUCCAGACGUGCACCCGGACAUGCCUAUGGGCCCUGGCAUGAAUACUGGUCCCCCCAUGGGGCCUGGAGGUCCCCCAAUGAUGCCCUAUGGCCCUGAAGACUCACCACAUUCUGGAAUGAUGCCCUCCAUCCCACCAGCCCAGAACUUCUACGAAAACUUCUACCAGCAGCAGGAGGGCAUGGAGAUGGAGUCAGGGCUCCUGGGGGACUCAGAGGACUACGGGCACUGUGAAGAGCUGGCUGGGGGCCCUGGGGAGCACCUCUUCUCAGACCUCCCCUUGGAGUCUGAUAGCUUCUCUGAGGGCGGGCCCCAAGGCCGGCCAAAGCCAGGAGCUGGUGUCCCUGACUUCCUGCCCUCAGCCCAGCGGGCCCUGUACCUGCGGAUCCAGCAGAAGCAGCAGGAGGAAGAGGAGAGAGCGAGGCGGCUGGCUGAGAACAGCAAACAGGACCGGGAGAAUGAGGAAGGCGACACAGGAAACUGGUACUCGAGUGACGAGGAUGAGGGUGGGAGCAGCGUCUCUUCCAUCCUCAAGACCCUGCGGCAGCAGACAUCCAGCCGACCCCAGGCCUCAGCUGGGGAGCUGAGCAGUGGCGGGCUGGGGGACCCCCGCCUCCAGAAGGGACAUGCCACAGGCAGCCGGCUGGCAGACCCCCGCCUAAGCCGGGACCCCAGACUCAGCAGACACGCCGAGGCCUCCAGUGGGCCGGCAUCUGGGGACUCCGGGCCUUCUGACCCCCGGCUGGCCCGCUCACUGCCUGUGCCCAAGCCUGAUGGCAGCCUCCACACCAGCCCCGCGGGCCCUGGCAGCACCAAGGGGUCCGGGCCUCCCUCUGCUGAAGAGGAGGAAGGGGAGCGUGCUCUGCGGGAAAAGGCCGUGAACAUCCCCCUGGACCCCCUGCCCGGACACCCCCUGCGGGACCCACGCUCGCAGCUGCAGCAGUUCAGCCACAUCAAGAAAGAUGUGACGCUGAGCCGGCCCAGCUUCGCCCGCACGGUGCUCUGGAACCCCGAGGACCUGAUCCCCCUGCCCAUCCCCAAGCAGGAUGUGGUGCCACCUGUGCCCGCUGCCCUGCAGGCCAUGCCAGCCCUGGACCCCCGGCUGCACCGCUCCUCCACCACAGCGCCCCCUAACCCCCGGCAGCGCCCUGGUGCCACCACAGAGCCUGGCACGUCCGUCUCCAGCCUGCCCGACUUUGAGCUCCUCUCUCGUAUCCUCAAGACUGUCGGCACCAGUGGCUCCUCAGGGGCCCCCAGUGAAAAGCCCAGUGACCCUCGGGUGCGCAAGGCCCCCACUGACCCCCGGCUGCAGAAGUCAGCGGACCCUGCCGGCACCUCCCGAGCAGCCAAGCCUAGUCCCACAGAGGCACCGGCACCUGCUGGCAGCCCCAGCGGCGGCUCCUCGCCCCCAGCCAUUGCCCCCUACGACCCGCGUGUGCUGGCAGCCGGUGGCCUGGGCCAGGGCAGUGGGAGUGGCCAGAGCAACGUGUUGAGUGGCAUCAGCCUCUACGACCCCAGGACUCCGCAUGCCGGGGGCAAGGCUGCAGAGCCGGCUGCUGAUGGGAGCACGCAGCCCAAGGGCCCCGAGGGCAAUGGUAAGGGCACCCCCACCGCCACCAAGGCCAAGGAGCCGCCCUUCGUCCGCAAGUCCGCCCUGGAACAGCCUGAAGCCACCAAGUCUGGUGCAGACGGGUGCCCGGCCACAGACCGAUACAACAGCUACAACCGGCCCCGGCCCAAGGCCGCAGCGGCCCCCACCACCACCACUGCACUGACCCCGCCACCAGAGGGUGCCGCACCGCAGCCUGGGGUGCACAACCUUCCCGUUCCCACCCUAUUUGGGACUGUGAAGCAGGCACCCAAGACUGGCACUGGAAGCCCGUUUGCUGGCAACAGCCCGGCCCGCGAGGGUGAGCAGGACGCAGGCUCCCUCAAGGAUGUUUUUAAAGGCUUUGACCCCACUGCCUCCCCUUUCUGCCAGUAG